GAUAAGGGGUUGUAUAUAAUGCCUGGAAACUAAUUAGCGAGGCACAGUUGGCAUCUGGCUUUGGUGACAAUGAAGACUGUCCUCGUUUUAGCGGCGCUUAUAGGCCUGGUCGCCGCUGGUUACCCUCUAUUCAAUAACAAUGUGAAAACCAAGACACUUGAUCCUAACCUGGUAAAUAUUCAGAAAAAAGUUUUGUUACUUUUGGAGAACUGGAAACAGGUUGAUCCUGAUGAUGAGUAUUACAAAAUUGGUAAAGAAUACAAUAUUGAAGCAAACAUCGAAUUUUAUACGAACCGAGAAGUUGUAACAGAAUUUUUAUCAUUGUAUAAAACUGGUUUUACUGCUAAAAAUCAAAUAUUCUCCAUAUACUACGAGAAUCAAGCUCUAGAAGUCAGAGCUCUAUACAGACUGUUCUAUUAUGCCAAAGAUUUUGAAACUUUCUACAAAACUGCGGCAUUUGCACGUGUUUGGUUGAAUGAGGGUCAAUUUAUCUACGCAUUUUACAUCGCAGUCAUUCAUCGCGCUGAUACACGUGGCAUAGUUUUACCAGCUCCGUACGAAAUAUGGCCAGAGUACUUCGUGAACAGCGAUGUACUAGCUAAGAUAAAUCGCAUCCAGAUGCAGAAGGGUUUAAUUUUACCAGAAACUGCUCAGUAUUAUGGUGUGUUAGCUAAGGAUAAUGCUUACUAUUUCUACGCAAACUACUCUGGUCCUUGGACUUACGAAAAUAAUGAGAAUCUAUUAUCGUACUUCAUUGAAGACGUUGCUUGGAAUUCGUAUUAUUACUAUUUCCAUAGUAAAUUGCAAUUCUGGGAAAAAGGUGAAAAUGCCAUUGGGCCAUUCAAGGAACGUCGUGGUGAAAUAUACUAUUUUAUCUAUCAACAAAUAUUGGCUCGUUAUUAUCUUGAACGUCUUUCCAAUGGGCUUGGUGAAAUACCAAGAUUUAAUUGGAAUGAUAGGCUACAGGCUGGUUACUAUCCGCUUUUGACCACUCACCAGAUACCUUUCGCUCAAAGAAACGGCGAUUACUACUUGGCUAAUGAUGAUAAUAUUGAAGACAUUCAGUUUGUUGAUAGUUAUGAGAAAACCUUCCUACAGUUUUUACAGAAGGGCCAGUUUAAGGCUUACAAGCAAGAAGUUGAUCUAUACAACUCGAAAUCGGUAAACUUCGUUGGCAACUAUUGGCAAGCUAAUGUAGAUCUCUACGAAAAGGUACCGCAAAGAAACUACCUUCGAUCAUAUGAAGACGCUGCACGUCGUAUUCUCGGUGCAGCUCCAAGAAAUUCGUAUGAAAACUUGAACGUACCUACAGCUUUGGACUUUUACCAGACCUCACUGCGAGAUCCUGCCUUUUACCAGCUUUAUGCGAAGAUUUUAGAUUUCAUUAAUCAGUACAAGGAGUAUUUGGAGCCUUACACUCAGGAUGUGCUUCAUUUUGUCGGCGUCAAGAUUAACGACGUAAAAGUUGAUAAGCUAGUCACUUACUUCGAAUAUUUCGACUGGAAUGCUACCAACGCUGUUUACUUGUCCGAACAACAACUCGAUACCGGGUCUCCUUCAUACAUCGUCCGCCAACCUCGAUUGAAUAAUCAGCCAUUUACUGUAACUAUUGAUAUCAAGUCAGAUGUUGAAUCCGAAGCUGUCAUCAAGAUCUUUAUCGGUCCCAAAUAUGAUGGUAAUGGUUAUCCUAUUGACUUAGAAAAUAACUGGGUGAAUUUAGUAGAAAUAGAUUGGUUCACUCAUAAACUUACCUCAGGACAAAAUAAGAUUGAACGUAAAUCUGAAAAUUUCUUCUGGUUUAAAGAAGACUCUGUGUCAGUAUCUAAAAUUUACGAGCUCUUGAACAAUGGCCAAGUGCCACGGUAUAUGAUUGAGAAAUUUUUAUUAUUACCUAGAAGGCUACUGCUUCCUAGAGGUACCGAGGGAGGUGUUCCAUUCCAGUUCUUCGUAUUUGUUUAUCCAUACCAAGCUCCGUACAAAGAAUGGGAACCGAUGAAAGAAUUCGUAGUAGACAAUAAGCCUUUUGGCUAUCCGUUCGAUCGUCCAGUAACUGAAUCUUACUACUUUACUCAGCCUAACAUGUACUUCAAGGAUGUUUACAUUUAUCAAGAAGGUGAAGAGUACCCAUAUUAUACUUCUUACUGGAGCCAAAACCAAGUCCCCAAACACUAAAAGGAGAGAAAAAGAUUUCUCAGGUAAUGUUUAUGAAAUAACAAUAUGUUAAUAAAAUAAAUAUGAUGUACUAAAAUUAAAA
Molecule: messenger RNA, 2254 nt
Organism: Galleria mellonella (greater wax moth)
Lineage: Eukaryota; Metazoa; Arthropoda; Insecta; Lepidoptera; Pyralidae
Product: arylphorin-like
Exons: 5
Coding region: 70-2172 (700 amino acids)
Source: RefSeq, a predicted model, not a curated record